This is a messenger RNA of Engraulis encrasicolus (European anchovy), 1586 nucleotides long. RefSeq lists its product as uncharacterized. Gene Ontology annotation, biological process: double-strand break repair involved in meiotic recombination. The record is from RefSeq and is a predicted model, not a curated record. Lineage: Eukaryota; Metazoa; Chordata; Actinopteri; Clupeiformes; Engraulidae. The coding region runs from base 41 to 1063 and encodes 340 amino acids. The transcript has 5 exons.
UCGUGACAACAGUAACCCAGGAGACAAGGAACAGGCGGCCAUGGCUAACGACGAUGCUUCUAGAAUGCUCAUGCAGUCCACAGAGGUCAAAGAAGACCACCACAACUUAAAAGAUGCCAGAGAGGAGCAGAGGACAGCAGCCUUACAAGGGUUGGAGAGCGCCUCUGUUCCCCUACUGACAACCAACCAGAUGGAGGCACCGCAGGUGACCCCAUUGGAGGAACACCGUCACACUGAACUUCAACCUGAACCUGAAGCCCUUUCCAGUGCUCCUACACUACCCUCCACAAUCACAGUACCAGCUACCAAGGCCACAGACGUCAGAGAGCUCUCAAUCAAUGACCACACAAACACAGCCGCGUCCAUGACGACGGAUCCCAGCAGGGGUGAAAUUCCGAGCGGCCAACAGGAAGUGGAAGAUGAUGCUGUGAUGAGCCGUGCUGUUUCGGAAGGCUUUGUGUCACCCCCAGACAUCAAGUCACCAGACAGGGAUGCAAUGCCAGUUAAUGAGCCUCACAGGGACACUGUGGCACCACUUAAUGACCAUAAUAGGGGUAGUGUAGCGCCAUCUAUGGACCACAAGCGAUACACUGCAGGGAGCGGGAGCAGUAGUCACCCAAGACCUGAUGUGGCUGCAGCGCACCCUGUAGAGGACACAAGUAACAGUAGCGGCAUGCAGGAGUCUUCUGUGACCUCCGAGGGCAGAGGUCAUGACCCUGAGAGGGCUCUGCAGGUCUCCGCAGAGCUCCGCUGUCACCACGACGACCCCUUUGACCCCUGUGACGCCUCCUCCUUCAACAUGGUGUCCGACUCACAGCUCAACGACCUCAUUAGCGUGAUGGAGAUGGAGGACCAACGUGGCCCAGAAUCCUUUGGGGCGGCUGAGGACGCCACCGAGCUGGUGUGUGGACUCAUCACCGAGCUCUCCUCUCUCAAUCGCAGCAUCAUGGCGGCGCACAGGGAGCUGGAGAGUCUUCGCCGUGGCAACCGGACGGCCAGAACACCUCAGCGCCGCCCCUUCGCCCAGCGCCGCCCUGACGCCACCCCUCCCUCCUCCUCUUAAUCACUCGCUGGCCCAUAGCCUUUCAACUAGCUCCGGGCCACAGCCAAUCACGGCCUCUCUUGCUGCUAUGUUGAAGAUGGAGUGAGCGCCCGCGGUCAUGAUGGCACAGUGCUGCUUAUGCUGGGCAGUGCAUAUGCACACUUUACCAUUUCAAUGCAUUCUGGUUAACCUACAUAGCAAAAGCAGCACUGCUCCAAUCAAAAAUGAGCCCAGAUUGUGUGUUUGUUUUGUUAUUGGGGGUUUUUUGUAGCCAAGCAUAGUAGUCUUUAAAAUGUAGGUUCAUUCAACCUCUGUUUACCUCAGGUUAAAAAGUUAAUCUGUGUUCAAUACCCGUUCAGAACGUUUAAUUUCCUAUCUCUAAAUGUGAUAUCUUUUUGAAGCAAUGUUGAAUUGUAUAAUUUGAUUCUGAUUAACUUCAAUUCAGUUGACCACCUUCUUUGUGGUAAAGGAUGAAGCCUGCUCAAAGUCUUGUGGUUAAAUGUUUCACAUGGAGCAACAAAUAAAAAUGACACGUUUCACAGGA